AUGUCUACGAAACCACCGACCAUGCAGGAGCGCUUGAUACAUCCCCUUAAUACUUUUGAAGCUUCACUGAACACACUAAUUCAAUCACUCACCACCACUAAUACUUUCUCGGCUGCUCCAAAGGCUGCUACAGAGAUUGUGACAGCUGAUGAUGACCUUGAUGCAGCCCUACUUCUACUUGUGCGACACCAGCAGAAUCACCAGACAAUCCUACAUAUGCGCGCAGAGAAGGAAGCUCUUCAGACCAAGAUUAAGGACACUAUCUUCGAAUGCGUGCGAUUUAGGAAAGAAUUGCAUUCGAUCGACCCACGGAUUACGGAUCUAAGCGAUUCAGAAGACGAAGUACAGACCCGUAACUUGAACCCUGUUGACUAUAAGCAGCUUCUUGCUUUCUCAAGCCGCAUAGGACGAACGAAUGCUACAGUCUUCUUGGAAGCACAGAGAGAGAGCCAACGUUUAGAAGCAGAAGCACGUCAGCAAAGAGAAGAGGAGAGAGAGAAGGAGCGGCUUCAUAAACAGACUAUGCCUGUUGUCAAUGGAAUUAAUCAUGCUGCUACAGCUCCGGCCACUAAUGGAAUCACAACCGCCUCACCGAGACCAGGCACAUCCCACACCGAGCCAACUCAGGAGGCACGAACACAAAUUCGGAACGCGCAGAUAGAGGCAACGAACUACAAAUAUUACUCAACCAUGCCAUAUCCAUUGUACGAAAUACGUAAAGGUAGACUAGGAAGGUUGCAAGAGAUGCUAGAACAAGAUGGCGAGCCCGCAGUAGAAGCGGAAGUCGAAAGACUGGUGCGAGAGUCAGAGCUACGGAAGAAGCCCGAGCCUGCUCUGGAGGUUGAGUCGGUGGUAGAGCCGGAAGGACGAGGAGAUCAGCGUCAGGCACAAAGACCAAGAGAACCAGCACCACCCAGGAAGAUGGUUAAUCUUGACUUUCCAGAGGAUGAUAGUUCUGACGAGGAAGGUUAG
Messenger RNA from Lithohypha guttulata, 972 nucleotides. RefSeq lists its product as uncharacterized. The transcript has a single exon. The coding region runs from base 1 to 972 and encodes 323 amino acids. Gene Ontology annotation, biological process: regulation of transcription by RNA polymerase II. Gene Ontology annotation, molecular function: transcription coregulator activity. Gene Ontology annotation, cellular component: mediator complex. NCBI's taxonomy places the organism in Eukaryota, Fungi, Ascomycota, Eurotiomycetes, Chaetothyriales, Trichomeriaceae. The record is from RefSeq and is a predicted model, not a curated record.